AUGCCGGGGGAGGCGGUGACGGUGCAGCUCGGACACUACUCGGGCUGUGUGGGCGCGCACUGGUGGGGGCUGCAGGCCGCCGCGCUGCGCGGCCCCGCCGAGCCCGCCGAGCUCCGCGCGGCCGCGCUGCUCCGCCCCGGGCGGGGGCCCGGCGGCACCGAGACCCCCGAGCCGCGGCUCGUGGCGCUGGAGCUGAAAGGCGGCGUGGGCACGCUGAGACCCGACGGGGUGAGCGCGGAGGCUCCGGUGCCCUGGGACGGGGCCGUGGCCGAUUACCGGGACGCGCCGCGGGACAGCGGGAACCGCGCGGGAGACGCUGCCUGUGACAGGAAGGGGGGUCCCGGCGCUGCGGUGCCAGGAGCAGCUCCCGCAGGGUCCCAGGACCCCCCCUCGGUGAGGCUCUGGUCCGAUUACCUCAACGUGCCCCUGCAUCCCCGGAGCGUCCACGUGAUCCGGCAGUACCUGCACGAUGGGGAUUGUGGUUGUCUGGAAGCCUUUGCACAAGGGGAAAGUCUCCUGCAGGAUCCCGCCUGCCUGGAGGAGCUGGAGGAUCGGCUGCACUUCUUUGUGGAGGAGUGUGAUUACCUGCAGGGGUUCCAAGUCCUCUGUGACCUCCACAACGGGUUCUCGGGGGUUGGUGCCAAGGUGACAGAGCUGCUCCACGACGAGUACUCGGGGAAGGGAAUCCUCUCCUGGGGCCUCACUCCGGCCACGAGUGACGUGGGAGAUCCUCAGAACAGUUUUUACAGGCUGCUGAACACGGCCCUUGGCAUCGUCCACCUCUCCCAGCACAGCUCCCUCUUCUGCCCUCUGUCUCUCGGCGGGAGUUUGGGAAUCAGGCCACGACCUCCUGUGACAUUUCCCUACAUAAAAUACGAUUGCCUGGAGUAA
Neopelma chrysocephalum (saffron-crested tyrant-manakin) is the source of this 891-nucleotide messenger RNA. RefSeq names its product misato mitochondrial distribution and morphology regulator 1 (gene MSTO1). The transcript has 10 exons. The record is from RefSeq and is a predicted model, not a curated record. Gene Ontology annotation, biological process: mitochondrion distribution. NCBI's taxonomy places the organism in Eukaryota, Metazoa, Chordata, Aves, Passeriformes, Pipridae. Gene Ontology annotation, cellular component: cytoplasm. The coding region runs from base 1 to 891 and encodes 296 amino acids.